Molecule: messenger RNA, 1176 nt
Organism: Nothoprocta perdicaria
Lineage: Eukaryota; Metazoa; Chordata; Aves; Tinamiformes; Tinamidae
Product: small ubiquitin-related modifier 3
Exons: 4
Coding region: 28-312 (94 amino acids)
Biological process (GO): protein sumoylation
Cellular component (GO): nucleus
Molecular function (GO): protein tag activity; ubiquitin-like protein ligase binding
Source: RefSeq, a predicted model, not a curated record
CUUCCCCCCCGUCCCGUCCCCGCCGCCAUGUCGGAGGAGAAGCCCAAGGAAGGAGUCAAGACAGAGAACGACCACAUCAACCUGAAAGUGGCCGGCCAGGACGGCUCCGUGGUGCAGUUCAAGAUCAAGAGGCACACGCCGCUGAGCAAGCUCAUGAAGGCGUACUGCGAGAGACAGGGCUUGUCAAUGAGGCAGAUUAGAUUCAGAUUCGAUGGACAACCAAUAAAUGAAGCAGACACGCCCGCACAGCUGGAGAUGGAAGAUGAAGACACCAUCGAUGUGUUUCAACAGCAGACGGGUGGAGCAUGCUAAGAAACACUGUCCUUUCCAGAAGAGGAGUUCAAGGAUCCUCAUCGCGCCUCACUCCUUCAUCUGUCCUUGGAUUUGCUAUUAAAUAGUAAACAAAUGAACAUGCCAAUCACACAGGAUCCUCCGAAAACUUCAGAGGGCAUUUACCAAAAUUGCUUUCUUGUCUUUGACGUACUGCGUGUGCAAGUCAAAACGUUAUCUGCAGGGAAUAUGUCUGAAAUUGGGCCAAUUUGAUUUAAGUUCAGAUUAAUGUGUGUUGUCUAUCUGCUGUUAGCUUUUUUUUUUUCUUUCUUUCUUUCUUUCUUUUUUUUACACCUGUGGCCUAAAUAUUCAUCCAUGUUUUAGGAUGUAGAACGUCCUGGCUUUUGUUGUUCUUGCCCCACAAAUCAUGUAAAUAAUUCCAUAUAUUUUCAUGGCAACGGUGAGCUUAAAGGUUUCCUCUUAUAAAUCUGGCAAAGAGGAGGAAAAGAGCAGCUGACUUUUUUUUUUUUUUUUUUAAGGAUGUGUUGCAAACACGAUUAGUUCAGAACUCAUAAGCCUAUGACACAAGGCCUGUAUAUGCAGAUAUGAUUCUUAGUAUAGAGGCAGAAUUUGAAAUAUUGCAAAUUUCCACGUGCUUUGUUGUAGUAUGAACAAUUUGAAUGAAAUGUUCUUUUUUAAAAUUUUUUUUUAUGCCUAAAUGAGAAUUGUCCUGAAUUAUUGGAAAUGGAGCUAUGAAAGCAGCUGGUAAAUCUAAUGCUCACAGUAGAGCAGCAAUGUUUUGUGUUAAGUCUAAAGGAAAGAAGUCUAUCACUGCAACCUUACAUGUUUAUUGAGGUGAAUUUAUAACUUGGCUCUCUUUAGUACACCUCCAAAGGCUGUAUCUUU